This is a messenger RNA of Crotalus tigris (Tiger rattlesnake), 7678 nucleotides long. It is a transcript of the gene DNAJC13, whose product is annotated as DnaJ heat shock protein family (Hsp40) member C13. Lineage: Eukaryota; Metazoa; Chordata; Lepidosauria; Squamata; Viperidae. Gene Ontology annotation, cellular component: endosome membrane. The transcript is spliced from 56 exons. Bases 259 to 6981 code for a protein of 2240 amino acids. The record is from RefSeq and is a predicted model, not a curated record. Gene Ontology annotation, biological process: endosome organization; receptor-mediated endocytosis; regulation of early endosome to late endosome transport.
AGUUUGAUUUGUCCCGUGAUCUCCGGUGUCUGCGCGUGCGCGUGGUGGCUGGCUUGUCUGUCCGAGUGAAGAUGGCGGCCUCCACAGCUCAGCUCUGAAGUUGACUAGACGAGUUUCGAGUAGCCGAGAAGUCCAGCUAGGAAGAGGCUGCUCCGCAGCACCACCUGAAAUAGUUUCGAGUGUUGCUGGCUCGGUACGUUUCUUUUGUUGUGCAAGGCUUGGGAAACCUCGUCAGCGGCGUCCAGGUUGUAGCACAAAAUGAACAUAAUUAGGGAAAAUAAAGAUUUGGCCUGUUUUUAUACAACAAAGCAUUCUUGGAGAGGAAGAUAUAAACGUGUCUUUUCAGUUGGAACUCAUGCCAUCACAACAUAUAAUCCUAAUACAUUAGAAGUUACAAAUCAGUGGCCUUAUGGAGACAUUUGUAGCAUCAGCCCUGUUGGAAAAGGACAAGGAACAGAAUUCAGCCUCACAUUUCGUAAAGGAAGUGGGAAAAAGUCUGAAACACUUAAAUUUUCUACAGAACACAGAGCAGAACUUCUUACAGAAGCACUGCGAUUCAGAACUGAUUUUGCUGAAGGAAAAAUCACAGGAAGGAGAUACAACAGUUAUAAGCACCACUGGAGUGAUUCAAGACAACCUGUAAUUCUAGAAGUGACUCCGGGAGGUUUUGACCAAAUUAAUCCUACAACAAAUAAAAUCCUGUGUUCUUAUGACUAUAGAUAUAUUGAAGGAUUUGUUGAUCUGUCUGAUUAUCCAGGAGGCUUUUGUAUAAUUUAUGGAGGAUUUAGUAGACUACAUUUAUUUGCUUCUGAGCAAAGGGAAGACAUUAUUAAAAGUGCAAUAGAACAUGCUGGCAAUUACAUUGGCAUCUCCUUGAGAACUCGAAAGGAGCCUUUAGAAUUUGAACAGUAUUUGAGUCUUCGUUUUGGGAAAUACAGCAGUGAUGAAUAUAUUACAUCUUUAGCAGAAUUUGUGGUCCAAAAGAUAUCACCAAGGCAUGCGGAACCAGUGAAACGGAUAUUAGCCCUUACAGAAACAUGCCUAGUGGAACGUGACCCAGCUACAUACAAUAUUGCAACACUGAAACCUUUAGGAGAGGUAUUUGCGCUAGUAUGCGAUUCUGAAAAUCCACAGCUUUUUACCAUAGAAUUUAUCAAGGGACAAAUCCGAAAAUACUCUUCAACAGAGAGGGAUUCACUGUUAGCCAGUUUGCUGGAUGGAGUUAGAGCGUCUGGUAAUAGGGAUGUUUGUGUGAAAAUGACACCAACAGAAAAAGGGCAGCGAUGGGGCCUUUUGAGUAUGCCAGUAGACGAGGAAGUUGAAAGCCUUCAUCUAAGAUUUUUGGCAGCACCUCCAAAUGGCAAUUUUGCGGAUGCUGUCUUUAGGUUCAAUUCUAACAUUUCAUACAGUGGAGUUCUGCAUGCAGUGACACAAGAUGGUCUCUUUUCCGAAAACAAAGAGAAGCUAAUAAAUAAUGCUAUAACAGCAUUACUCUCCCAAGAAGGUGACAUUACUGCAUCUAUUGCAGAACUUGAAAGCCAGUUCCAAGCUGUUAGAAGAUUAGUUGCCUCCAAAGCUGGAUUUCUUGCUUUCACACAACUUCCAAAAUUUCGAGAGCGCCUGGGUGUCAAGGUAGUGAAGGCUCUUAAAAGGAACAAUGAUGGAGUUACCCAUGCUUCCAUUGACAUGCUUUGUGCCCUUAUGUGUCCUAUGCAUGAUGACUAUGACUUGAGGCAAGAACAGUUAAACAAGGCAUCCCUUCUUUCUUCAAAGAAGUUCUUGGAAAACUUGUUGGAGAAAUUUAAUUCACAUGUGGAAUAUGGAACAGGUGCCCUAGUUAUUAGUUCGCUUCUGGACUUCCUUACUUUUGCACUUUGUGCUCCGUAUAGUGAAACAACAGAAGGGCAGCAGUUUGAUAUGUUAUUAGAGAUGGUUGCAUCUAAUGGGAGAACCCUCUUCAAGCUCUUUCAGCACCCUUCCAUGGCCAUUGUGAAAGGAGCUGGACUGGUUAUGAAGGCAAUAAUAGAAGAGGGAGAUAAAGAAAUAGCAACUAAAAUGCAAGAACUUGCUCUCAGUGAAGGUGCUUUACCUCGCCACCUGCAUACCGCUAUGUUUACUACAAGCGCAGAUCAAAGGAUGCGUACCAAUAGGCAACUGAGUAGACAUCUAGUGGGUCUUUGGACAGCUGAAAAUGCAACUGCUUUGAACUUACUGAAGCGUAUCUUGCCAUCAGGUUUACUUGCUUACUUGGACAGUAAGGACCCUGUUCCAGACAAGGACUAUGACCGAAUGCAUAUUAGGGAUAACUUAAAAAUUGCAAAUGAUCAGUAUGGGAAGUUUAAUAAAGUGCCAGAAUGGCAACGACUUGCAGGAAAAGCUGCUAAAGAGGUUGAAAAAUUUGCUAAAGAGAAGGUGGAUUUGGUUUUGAUGCAUUGGCGAGACAAAAUGGGAAUAGCACAAAAAGAGAAUCUCAAUCAAAAGCCAGUAAUACUGAGGAAACGAAGGCAAAGGAUAAAAAUACAAGCCAACUGGGAUCUCUUUUAUUACCGAUUUAUCCAAGAUCACACUAGAUCCAAUUUGAUCUGGAAUUUCAAAACGAGGGAAGAAUUAAGAGAUUCCUUAGAGACUGAAAUGCGGGCAUUUCAGAUUGACAGAGAACUUGGCAGCACCACUGUCAUUUCCUGGAAUCAUCAUGAAUUUGAAGUGAAAUAUGAAUGCCUGUCAGAAGAAAUUAAAAUAGGGGAUUAUUAUUUGAGGUUGCUUUUAGAAGAAGAGGAAAGUCAGGAAAGUGAAGCAAUUAAAAAAUCAUAUGAAUUUUUCAAUGAGUUGUAUCAUCGUUUCCUGCUCACUCCUAAAAUAAAUAUGAAAUGUCUCUGCCUACAAGCCCUGGCUAUUGUAUAUGGAAGAUGCUAUGAGGAGAUAGGUGCAUUUGGUGAUACUAGAUACAUUGUAGGGAUGUUGGAAAGAUGCACUGACAGACUGGAACGGGACCGGCUGAUAAUAUUUCUUAACAAACUGAUUCUUAACAAGAAAAAUGUUAAAGAACUUAUGGAUUCAAAUGGUAUCAGAAUCCUUGUGGAUCUCCUUACUCUGGCCCAUCUUCAUACAAGCAGGGCAACAGUACCAUUCCAAAGCAAUGUUAUUGAAGCAGCACCAGAUAUGAAAAGAGAGAGUGAAAAAGAAUGGUAUUAUGGCAAUGCAGAGAAAGAGAGAAGAGGCCCAUAUAGCUUUAAUGAGAUGCAGGAAUUGUGGAUAAAAGGAAAACUGACUUCAAAAACACGCUGCUGGGCCCAAGGCAUGGAUGGAUGGCGACCAUUGCAAGUUAUUCCUCAGUUGAAAUGGUGUCUACUGGCCACUGGACAAGCUGUGCUAAAUGAGACAGAUCUGGCUACACUUAUUCUCAACAUGCUUGUCACAAUGUGUAGCUAUUUUCCCAGUAGAGAUCAGGAUAAUGCUAUUAUAAGACCUUUACCCAAGGUGAAGAGGCUUCUGUCAGACAACACUUGUCUUCCCCAUAUCAUUCAGCUUUUGCUGACUUUUGAUCCCAUUCUUGUUGAGAAAGUUGCCAUAUUACUCUUUCAUAUCAUGCAAGACAACCCACAGUUACCUCGUCUUUAUCUCAGUGGAAUAUUCUUCUUCAUUAUGAUGUACACUGGUUCCAAUGUACUCCCUGUGGCAAGGUUUUUGAAGUAUACACACUCAAAACAAGCUUUCAAAUCUGAAGAGGCAAAAGGUCAAGAUAUAGUUCAGAGAAGCAUUUUGGGACAUAUCCUCCCAGAGGCAAUGGUGUGUUAUUUGGAAAACUAUGAACCAGAAAAAUUUUCUGAAAUUUUUUUGGGUGAAUUUGAUACUCCAGAAGCCAUUUGGAGCAAUGAAAUGAGGCGCCUAAUGAUAGAGAAGAUAGCUGCACACCUUGCUGACUUCACCCCUCGUCUUCAAAGUAAUACAAGAGCACUUUACCAGUACUGCCCCAUACCAGUUAUCAGUUAUCCUCAACUGGAAAAUGAGUUGUUUUGCAAUAUUUAUUACCUCAAACAUCUUUGUGAUAAGCUUCGGUUUCCUGAUUGGCCAAUUAAAGAUCCUGUUAAACUCUUAAAAGAUACUCUAGAAACCUGGAAGAAGGAAGUUCAGAAGAAGGCACCUACAAUGUCCAUAGAUGAUGCUUAUGAAGUUCUGAAUCUGCCAAAGGGUCAAGGAUUACACGAUGAAAGUAAGAUCAGGAAAGCUUAUUUUAAACUGGCUCAGAAAUACCAUCCUGACAAGAAUCCAGAAGGUCGGGAUAUGUUUGAAAAAGUCAAUAAAGGUUAUGAGUUUCUCUGCACAAAGUCUUCUAAAAUUGUUGAUGGUCCAGAUCCUGAGAAUAUAAUUCUGAUUUUGAAAACUCAGAGUAUCCUCUUUAACAGACAUAGAGAAGAUUUGAAGCCAUAUAAGUAUGCGGGCUAUCCCAUGUUGAUUAAGACAAUCACGAUAGAAACUUCAGAUAACCUCUUGUUUUCCAAAGAGUCUCCUCUGUUGCCAGCUGCUGCUGAAUUAGCCUUCCACACAGUAAAUUGUUCAGCACUUAAUGCAGAAGAAUUAAGAAGAGAGAAUGGAAUAGAGGUUUUGCAAAAAGCUUUUAAUCGUUGUGUUGCAGUCUUGACACGUUCCAGUAAGCCAGAGGAUAUGUCAGUCCAGGUCUGUGGACACAUUAGUAAAUGCUACAGCGUGGCUGCUCAGUUUGAAGAUUGCAGAGAGAAAAUUACUGAAAUGCCCAAUAUUAUUAAGGACCUCUGCAGAGUGCUGUUUUAUGGCAAGAACAUUCCACGUGUGGCUUCAAUUGGAGUAGAAUGUGUCAGCUCAUUUGCUGUGGAUUAUUGGCUACAGACGCAUCUGUUCCAAGCUGGCGUUCUGUGGUAUUUAUUAGGCUACCUCUUUAACUAUGAUUAUACACUGGAAGAGAGUGGCAUUAAAAAGAGUGAAGACUCUAAUCAGCAGGAAGUAGCUAAUACUCUUGCCAAACUCAGUCUCCUUGCUUUGAGUCGGCUUGGUGGAUACCUUUCUGAAGAGCAAACUACACCUGAGAAUCCAGCAAUCAGAAAAAGUCUUGGAGUCCUGCUGACCCCUUACAUUACAAGGAAACUUGCUGUGGUCAGUCCUGCUGAGAUUCUGAAAAUGCUCAACAGCAACACAGAGAGCCCUUACCUGAUAUGGAAUAAUCGGACAAGAGUUGAACUCCUUGAAUUCUUGGAAUCUCAGCAGGAAAGCAUGAUUAAAACAGGUGAAUGUGACAAAAGCUAUGGAUCUGAAUUUGUCUUCAGUGAUCAUGCAAAAGAACUUAUUGUAGGGGAGAUUUUUGUUAGAGUUUAUAAUGAAGUUCCCACAUUCCAGUUAGAGCUUCCAAAAGCAUUUGCUGCCAGCCUUUUGGAUUUUAUAGGGUCACAAGCCCAGUAUCUUUAUACGUUAAUGGCCAUAACUCAGACAGGGAAAGUUGAGUCUAACCAACAUGGAGAGCGACUCAGAAGAGUUGAAAUGGCUCUGGAAGCUCUGAGAAACGUGAUAAAGCACAACCCAGGUUCAGAAUGUGUAUGCAUAGGUCACUUUAAGCUAUUAUUUUCCCUUCUACGUGUCCAUGGAGCUGGUCAGGUGCAACAGUUGGCUCUGGAGGUGGUGAACAUAGUGACAAGUAACCAAGAUUGUGUAAAUAAUAUUGCAGAAGCAAUGGUUCUUUCCAACUUACUAGCUCUCCUGCAUUCAUUACCUUCAAGUCGGCAGCUAGUUCUUGAAACUCUGUAUGCUUUGACAUCUAGUACCAAAAUAGUUAAAGAAGCUAUGCUAAAAGGUGCAUUAAUCUAUUUACUUGAUAUGUUCUGUAAUUCAACACAUCCACAAGUUCGAUCUCAGACAGCAGAGCUUUUUGCUAAAAUGACAACAGACAAGCUGGUUGGUCCAAAGGUUAGAAUUAUCCUAAUGAAAUUUCUACCUGGUGUCUUCAUGGAUGCUAUGAGAGAUAAUCCUGAAGCUGCUGUUCACAUUUUUGAAGGGACACAUGAAAAUCCAGAGUUAAUAUGGAAUGACAAUUCCAGAGAGAAAGUAUCUACGACCGUUCGUGAAAUGAUGCUGGAGCACUUUAAACUGCAGAGGGACAACCCUGAUAUCAACUGGAAGUUGCCUGAGGACUUUGCUGUAGUAUAUGGUGAAGCAGAGGGUGAACUUUCUGUAGGGGGUGUCUUCCUAAGAAUCUUUAUUGACCAGCCGGCCUGGGUCCUACGGAAACCUAGAGAAUUUCUCAUUGCCCUAUUAGAAAAAUUCACUGAACUACUGGAGAAGAAUAAUCCCCAUGGGGAAACUUUGGAAACAAUAACAACAGCAACUAUAUGCCUCUUUAAUGCUCAGCCUCAGCUAGCAGACCAGGUCCCUCCACUGGGUCAUCUUCCCAAGAUUCUCCAAGCUAUGAAUCAUAAGAAUAAUGCUAUUCCUAAAAGUGCUAUGCGAGUGAUACACAUACUAUCUGAUAAUGAGCUUUGCGUUCGUUCAAUGGCAGCGUUAGAGACCAUUGGCCCUAUGAUGAAUGGAAUGAAGAAACGUUCAGACACUGUUGGCAUAGCCUGUGAAGCACUUAAUCGAAUGUUUCAAAAGGAACGAAAUGAUCUAGUAGUCCAAGCCUUGAAAGCUGAUUUAGUACCCUAUCUCUUAAAAUUGCUUGAAGGUGUUGGCCUUGAGAAUCUGGAAAGCCCUUCAGCUACAAAAGCUCAAAUUGUUAAAGCACUGAAAUCAAUGACUCGUAGUUUACAAUAUGGAGAACAGGUGAAUGAAAUCCUGUCUCAAUCUUCUAUAUGGAGUGCCUUCAAAGAUCAGAAACAUGACUUGUUCAUAUCUGAAACUCAGACAGCAGGAUACCUCACAGGUCCUGGAGUUGCUGGCUAUCUUACUGCAGGGAGGCCUUCAUCUGUUAUGCCCAAUGUUCCACCUCCUGUAGAUCAUGAAGCUGGAGAUAUUGGCUAAAGGAUAUGAAUGGCCUAUACAAGGGACUCAAAGGCAAAGAUUUAUUGGCUUAAACCUUUAGAAUAAAUUUUGCCUGCCUUUCCCAGUUUCAAAACAGUGUUAUUCCCUUUUCUAUGAAUAUAUUUUUUUUUAGAAAAUUUACAAUUCUACUGCAUUGUAUCAUAAAAGAGUACUUUGUGGAUCAGCCUAAAAGAGUACACAAGAUUUUUUUUCUUGCUGUACAUAAGCACAUUUAUUUCUUUAUAUUUUUGUUUACAAGACUGUGAAUCAAAACAAUUUUCCUAGUAUUUUGUAUUAUAUGAACUAGCAUGACUGAAGUUGAACUGCAGUCUCAAAGAAUUGGCUAAAUCAUUUGAUCCUCCCAAAUUGCACUAGAAGUUUCUUUCUUCAAUGCUUCAAGUUGGACUCGAUCAUCCUCUGAGAACUUGACUGGCUUGGUGUUGUUUGUCUACAUCCCCAAUCACUACCAUAAAUAAGAUCCUUGUGUGUUAACUGGCUUUACCAAAUCAAAAAACUAAAAUACAGCAAAAUGAUAUUUAAAAAUUACAUGGUAUAUAAAAGCAUUGUGUAAUUGUGAUAUGUUCUAUACAUUAUUCAGUAUAUAAAACUUUCUAUAUUGAAUGUACAUUAUUCAAAUCAUUCAUAUGUACAUAAAAUUUAAAAGAAUAAAGGGAACUGAAAGCCUUGUUGAAACAAA